AUGAGCCCGGCACCGGAGGAGGUUGCACUGUCGACUACCGAUGCGGAUGCGAUUGGAGAUGUUUCGACAACUAGGGAUACACGCGGCGGCUCCUCGUCGACGACAUCGUCGUCGGCAUCGUCGCGCUCCAAGUCGUCGUCACCCUCGCUCUCCGGCGGCGAAUCCGAGUCUUCUGACUUGUCCGACUCGCCCAACUCGUCCGACGUUGAUGUCCGCCUGCCGGCGGCGAGAGUCAGCACGCCCGAUGGCACCGACGCCGCGAGCGAGACCCAGACCCAGACCCAGACCCAGACCCAGAGUGUGGCGCCCGAGUCCCGCAAGUCCAAGUCCAAGUCCAAGACCAAGACCAAGACCAAGACCAAGACCAAGUCGCCUUCACUCUCAAAGUCCAAGUUCAAAUCCAAGUCUCGCACAGCGGCCAAGGUCUCCGACUCGUCGUCGGCCUCGGGGCCCGACAACCCUUCGCCCAAGUUUACGCCCAAGCCCCAGCAGGCAUCAUCGUCAUCGUCGUCGUCGUCGUCGUCAUCGUCGUCGUCAUCAUCGUCGUCGUCGUCGUCGGGUCCCUCGUCCACACAGGCCACCGCUGCUGGUGCUGUAGUGCCGACCUCGACAGCUAGCAAAUCCAGCCGCAGCGGGCGGUCGAAGCGGUCUUCACGCGAACGGACCGGAUCCGGGAGCAAGCUGUCGCGCGGAACGUCCAAGUCCAAGCACCGGCGUUCGCGCGGGAGCAAGGCCAAGAUCAAGUCCAAGGCGGCCAAGCGCAGUCGCCACAAGUCUCGGCCCGAGCCGAUACAGGCCUACGAAGACUCGUACCAGGACGCCGUCGCCCGGUUUGAGCAGUACGACCAGUACGAGUCGCGGCUGCUCUCCAUGGCAGCCACUGACGAUCCGAUCACAGCGUCAGACUCGGGCUCGGGCUCGUCGUCGACCUUCUCCUCGCUCUCGGGCUCGUCGUCGAGCUCAGGCUCGCAGCUCGCAGUACAGCCGGGCGGAGGCCGCAUGGGCUCGCAUCCUGUGGUGAUCGAGGAAGACAAGGUGCUGGGCAAAGGCAACUUUUCCACCGUCUACCGCGGUUACCUUGGGGAUGUCGCAGUGGCCAUCAAGAUCCCACGCGUCCCACCGGAGCUGCAAAAGCCCGACGCCAACAUGUCAGCCGCCAAGCUGCAGGCCCGUAUCAAGCGGCGGAAAAAGGUCAAGUCACCCGAGUGGCUGUGGAACCAGGAGCUGUCUAUGCUGCGCGCAGCGUGCGCCAGGCCACGCUCCAAGUACGUCUGCCGCCUUGUCGGCGAGGGCACGUUUGUACGGCCAGGCAGCGACGACGAUGAUGUGGUCAAGGGCCUCAUCUUCAAGAUGUAUGUCGGCGGCACGCUCACCGACCACAUCAACAAGCGGAAGGGCGAGCACGGCGGCCUCCCGCAGGCCGCCUUUCUCAAGCACGCCCGCGAGAUGGCCGACGGCCUCGCCUUUCUCCACGCCCGGAACAUUGUCUUCCGCGACCUCAAGCCCGACAACUGCCUCAUCUCGCAGCCGGUCGGUGGCCACCUGGUCCUCGCAGACUUUGGGCUGGCCCAGAAUGCAGGGCUGCCGUCGCUCCACGGCAUCCUCGGGACCCGAACCUACAUGGCGCCCGAGGGCUUCUCCGGCAAGCGGCUUGUUCAGCCGGCGCUCGACGUCUGGUCCUUUGGUUGUUGCCUCAUCCACAUGUGGUGCGGCGUCCGGCCGUGGAACGACUACUCGCGCGACGAGUUCCAUGAGGCCCGACACAACUUUGAGACGCCCGAGCUGCCCAUCGAUGACUUUGACCAGCACAAGAUGAUGGUCCGUGAUUACCGCCAGCUCUGGCUCGAGCAAAAGGUGCGCGACCUCAUGGAGCGAGCCGUCGUCUACGACGCCGACGACCGCACCCUCACUGCCGCCCUCGCCGCCCGCAUCCUCCGCCACCUCAUCCAUGUCGUCGCCUCGGAGCGCAAAAUUGCCCAGAAGAGCUCGGCCUCGUUCUCCUCGCGCUCCCGUCGCUCCACCUCCAAGCGCUCGUCCUCCCGCCGCCACACCCGCGACCGCGAUCGCAGCGCCAAGCGCCGCUCGCGCCAGUCCAAGCACACACCGCCGCGCCCGACCACCGCGCCUCCCGCCUCGUCAUCUUCGACAACCUCGUCGUCGUCGACGUCUUCGUAG
Thecamonas trahens ATCC 50062 is the source of this 2175-nucleotide messenger RNA. Its product is annotated as serine/threonine protein kinase. Gene Ontology annotation, biological process: protein phosphorylation. The record is from RefSeq and is a predicted model, not a curated record. Gene Ontology annotation, molecular function: ATP binding; protein kinase activity. The transcript has 3 exons. The coding region runs from base 1 to 2175 and encodes 724 amino acids. Lineage: Eukaryota; Apusomonadida; Apusomonadidae.